This is a messenger RNA of Pseudonaja textilis, 2909 nucleotides long. RefSeq names its product exonuclease 3'-5' domain containing 2 (gene EXD2). Gene Ontology annotation, biological process: nucleobase-containing compound metabolic process. The record is from RefSeq and is a predicted model, not a curated record. Gene Ontology annotation, cellular component: nucleus; cytoplasm. NCBI's taxonomy places the organism in Eukaryota, Metazoa, Chordata, Lepidosauria, Squamata, Elapidae. Gene Ontology annotation, molecular function: nucleic acid binding; 3'-5' exonuclease activity.
CUGUGCCAACGACUAGGGUUUUUUUCCCUUUCGCUGCUGAAACAGAUCACUGUGUAUUACCAUUUUUGCAAAUAUGGAGAAGAAAGGAUGAUGAAAACAUGCCCAGACCAACAGCAGUCACUGUUACUGUGGCUACCCUGUUUGGCAUUGCAGCAGGAAGUCUAGCUGUCUGGAGGGUCAUCCAACGUCGAAAACAUAAAACUUGCAUUACACCAAACCAAGAAGGAGAUGUUAACGAGCAGGAAAAGAAAGAUAUCUCAGAAGACAUUUUUCGUUCAUUUUUACCUUGUCCCACAAUUUGUUGGCUGGAGGAGAUCCUUGAGGCAAAAGUAAUAAUUGUUUCCGAGGUAGGGAAGUGGAAUGAAGUGGAACCCAUAUUAAUGAAAGAGUUGGAAUGUUAUCCAGUCCUUGGAAUUGACUGUGAGUGGGUCUCAGUGGAAGGGAAAAAGGCCAAGCCUGUUUCUCUCUUACAAUUGGCUGCUUGUAACGGCCUUUGUCUCCUCCUUCGUUUGCCCCAGCUGACUAGUGGGGGACAAGUUCUUCCAAAGGCAUUGCUUGAAGUUCUGGCAGAUGGCAAAAUCCUAAAAGUUGGGGUAGGAUGUUGGGAAGAUGCCAGUAAGCUAUUUCAUGACUAUAGUGUAACAGUCAAAGGGACUAUGGACCUCCGCUAUCUGGCCUUAAGACAUAGUAAGACCUUCUCCACAAAUGGGCUCAGCCUGAAAUCUCUUGCCGAAAAGCUUCUCCAGUAUUCGCUUGACAAAUCUCUACACUUAUGCUGCAGCAAUUGGGAAGCAGAGCAAUUAACUCAAGAACAGAUUGAUUAUGCUGCCCGAGACGCACAGGUGUCAGUGGCUUUGUUCCACCACCUGGUGAACCUUCCCUACCCACCUUGUGCAUCGGGUGAUGGACAUGUUCUUCCUGCGUGGGAAAAGGUUCUGAGGAAAUGUCAAGGUUUGGUGGAUGUACCCUUCAGGGGAAAAAAUAAUAGCUUUGGUGAUGAUGAAAACCCUGGAAAUGUGGAGCAAAGCCCACAGUAUCAGAAACUUUCAUCCUCCCCAAUCAACCAACAGGGGAAAGACCCUCGGAAGCACAAAAGGAAGCCUCUGGGUGUAGGAUAUUCUGCCAGGAAAUCUCCCUUGUAUGAUAAUUGCUUCUUGCAUGCUCCAGAUGGGCAGCCUUUAUGUACAUGUGAUCGCAAGAAAGCCCAGUGGUACCUUGACAAAGGCAUUGGAGAAUUAGUAAAUGUGGAGCCAUUUACUGUGAGAUUAAAGUUUGAGCCCUCUGGACGCCCCGAAUCAACUGUGGAUUAUUACUUGAUAGUCAAAGAAAAUCUGUGUGUUGUGUGUGGCAAAAAAGAAUCUUAUAUUCGAAAGAACAUUGUACCUCAUGAGUACCGGAAACACUUCCCCAUCCAGAUGAAAGACCACAAUUCCCACGACGUGCUCCUUCUCUGCACUGCGUGUCACGCGCUGUCUAAUUACUAUGAUAAUCAUCUCAAGCAACAACUGGCUGAAGAAUUUGGUGCCCCUAUUGGUUGCGAGGAGGGCGUUCGCUUGCUCGAAGAUCCCACCCGCAGACUAGUCCGUUCGGCAGCUAGAGCACUUGUGAAUGCAGACAGCCUCCCUGCUGCCAGGAAGGAAGAGCUGUUGCAGCUGAUCCGGGAUUACUUUGCAUCCGACACGGUUUCCCCAGAGAUGGUGCAGGAAGCAGCUGGACUGGAAACCAGGAUUUUUAACGAGAACUAUGUGCCACAUGGCUUGAAAGUGGUUCAGUCUUUUGCGCAAGGGGGCUUAUAUUCUCUCAUGGGGCUGGAGAAACGUUGGCGCCAGCACUUCUUGGAUGUCAUGCAGCCCAAGCAUCUCCCAGCACAAUGGUCUGUUGAUCAUAAUCACGACAAGUUAAUCAAGAAAUACGGGGAGGCUCUCCAGAUUGAACUUUCAUGAAGAUGAAAUGAUGAAACUGGAAAAUAUAACCCAGACCUACUAUUUUCCUUCCCCCCUCACGUUGGGAUUAACAAGAUUCCACCCAGACAGUUACAUUGCGAAGGAAAUCUCACCAGCAUUGCCAGAUAAAACUAUUUUAAGCUAAAAGGUGGUUUUUUAAAGUGUUUUUAUUUGUUUUGAAUUACAAUUUGAAUAUUGGUUCUACAAAGAUCACCAUAGCCAUAUCUUCUUUGUGAAGGCUUCUGUACAUAUGUGGACCCUUCUAGCCUUUCAGAUGCUGCUUCUGAAUUGCAGUACUUCACUCGCCGUUCGUCUUCAUUGACACAGAAACAUCUGGAGACUUUCAGGUUCCUCUCUCUGUUUUAUCUUGAAGGUACCAUUAAGGGGGAAGAAGAGCAUGAGGUGUUUUUUUUUUUUUUAAGUGGAUUUAUUUGUCUAACAGCAAUUAUAUAUCACCCAAAGCCCAUAUUUAGCUAUUAAAACUCAUGUUAGACCUGUCCCAAUUUGGUCCCUCAGGAAGGAAACACUCCCAACUCCAUUUGUAGCAAAAAGGUUACUUUUACUAAAAGCCAAGUGAUUACAGUUAUACAAAGCCAGAACUAAGAGUUUGUGUGCAAAGAUUCCCUAGUUAACUUUCCCUUCUUGUGUCCCAUCCCCCUGGUAUCAUCCCAAUGUCCAGUCACAUUUGAAGAAAAUGUUUUGGUAAUUAUCCUUAUUACGGUUGAAUGGAUGGAUGUGACAUUCCACUCCCAGGACCACAGCCUCAGGAUGUCUCGGGAUAGACAUCGGGACUGCAUGAAGAUCACUUUUGGUCUCCCCUUUCCUUGUCUUUCCACAGCCCCCUUCCCCAAAAGCUCAUGGCAGUCUGGCAACUAGCAAAGCACAAUUGUGAGUGAAGGGUGGCAACUCUGACAACUCAUUCGAUAACUUUGAAGCUGUCCUUAUCUCUCACCUCUCAUCUACAUG